Recurvomyces mirabilis is the source of this 4842-nucleotide messenger RNA. RefSeq names its product Vacuolar protein sorting-associated protein 8 (gene VPS8). The transcript has a single exon. Bases 1 to 4842 code for a protein of 1613 amino acids. The record is from RefSeq and is a predicted model, not a curated record. Gene Ontology annotation, biological process: protein targeting to vacuole; endosomal vesicle fusion. Gene Ontology annotation, cellular component: HOPS complex; late endosome. Gene Ontology annotation, molecular function: protein binding. NCBI's taxonomy places the organism in Eukaryota, Fungi, Ascomycota, Dothideomycetes, Mycosphaerellales, Teratosphaeriaceae.
AUGAGCUCCCCUGCUCGAGGCGAUGCGGAAGGAGGCGACAAUGAGGACGUGCAGGCAGACGAGACAACCCGUACAGAGGAUGAGCGGGAGCGGCGGCGGAAGGAGGAAGAGGAUGACACCGACGACGAAGACGGCAGUGUGAUCUUUGGGGACAUGCAGGGCCACGAAAGGGACGAUCCGAUGGAUGAAGCAGGUACUGGAGGACUAGAUGAGCACGAAUUGCUGGAGCAAGACGUGCCUCAGAUACUACGAGAGGAUGUAGAUGGAGGAGUAGAGACGCCGGACCUUGAUCUCGGACCAGAUUUGGGACCCGACCCAAGCCCUUCAACACCGCUAGCGGCGAGUCCCCUGGCCAGCCCAGCAGACUCCGGCUCCAUACCAGACGAUACGCCCUCCCUACAAGGCUCCCUUCUGUCCUCGCCUGGCCGCGUAACAUCUCCUUCACAUUCACCACGGAGGCCGAUCGGGCGCACCGCCUCCAGCGCACUGCAGCCAUUCGAGCGCCGCUUCGAGACAAGGCUUUCAACUUCUCCCUCUCCCUCACCUCGGCCCUCUUCCCCUGCCUUCCUCACGCCACAUUCACGGCAGGUAUCACUAGCAUCGCACUUCUCUGCUUUGUCAUCUCAGGAUGGCUCAGUGUCAGGUGACGAGGCUCCGCAGGCUCCAUGGGAAGUGAUACGCUGGAACAGGCUCCGCAAGAUCACUGGCCAAGCCUUCUCGGAAUCCGGCAAACGCAGCUUCGGUCGACCAACAUGUCUUGCUGUGUCUGCUUUGAUCGCCAUAGGGACGUCCAAGGGCUUGAUCCUCGGCUUCGACUACCAUCAGAACAUGAAGUUGAUAGUGGGUCAAGGGACCAAGGCAACGGAAUGUGGUAGUGUGACAUCCAUUGCCAUCUCUGCAGACUACUCUACCAUAGUAGCGGGCCAUGCGAACGGGUCAAUCUUUACUUGGGAGAUCAGUCGGCCUGCGAGACCCUUUUUGCAGGUUGCACCAUUAGCUCAUGCCGAGCUGAGUCAACGGCAACACCCAGAUGGUCACGUCUCGGACUGUGCUGUACUUCAUGUAGGCUUCCUCGGAACACGACAUACGGCACUCGUAUCUGCUGAUGCCGGAGGAAUGGCGUUCUCACACCUCGCCACCCGCGGCUUGGGACCAGUGACAAGGACGAUCAAGAGCACACGACUACUAGGCAGAUAUCCUACUACAAACGAAAGUGCUGAGCGCAACCGGAAACCGAGCUCAGUCCUCGCCUUCUCGCCACUCCCACUGGGCAACGUCGAGCAAUCUACUGAUAACAUGGGCCUGACAGCUCUGCUGACUCCAUAUCUACUCGUCAUUGUCUCAACCACACCAAUCGCACAAACUCAGCACAAGUCUAGUCGACCGAAAGAAAUCACACCCCAUGGCACUUUGAGUGGCUGCCUAGCAUGGUUCCCAGCCGUCAAACUCAAGGCAUCUAACGCGGAGAAAGACAAGGAGAACUCGGAUACGAAGCUCGUGUACUGCUGGUCAAAUGUCCUGAUUGUGUUGGAAGUGGUCGUGCAAGAAAAUGCGGAUCCGGCGAAGCCACCGAGUCUAGAGUUCCAUGUGCGAAGCCGAUGGCGCGCAGACGAAGCUAUCGUCGCCGUGCAAUGGCUCGGCCGGUCUGUUCUGGGGGUACUGACUGUAAGCCAGCGGCUUCUCAUUGUAGAGGACAAUACACUUCAAGUCACGGACUCCAUUGAUCUGCUGCACCGCCAUUUAUACCAUCAGAACCUAUUCGCUGAUCAGCUUCAAGCGAUCGUAGAGCGCGUGGACAGCGAUGAUCCUUCAUUGCAUGGGGUUGUAGCAGAUGCCUUCUACAUGAGCUUCCGUGCCUACAAGGGGCGAGUUUUCCUGCUUGGAUUCAAUGACCUGACGGUUGGCACACUCUCAAAUUGGGCGGAUCGACUCAUGGCGCUCAUGGAGAACGGCGAUCAUAUUGCCGCCAUCCGCCUCGCAACGGAAUACUACAGUGGCGGCGCGAACAAUGUCACGAUUGGCCUGCCCGAGAAUGACGCAGCGAGGCACGAAGUCGUGCGAGAAAGGUUACUAGCUAUGAUUAGUGCAUCACUCAGCUACAGUUUCUCGCAACACGAUGAAGAGCGAUCGAGUCGAUUGCAGGAGCUGGCCGAAGUCUGCUUCGGGGCGUGUAUGGGUAUGCAAGAGACAGACUACCUCUUCGAUGAUUGCUUCGACAACUUUGACGAUGCAGACGAGAGCGAACUUUUUGUUACGACACUAGAGCCAUACGUGCUAGAUGGCGAAGUCAAGGUCCUACCGACAGAAGUCGUCAACAGUAUCGUCUCGCACUUUGUCUCCGAGAACCAAGCAGCCCGACUCGAAGAACUGUUAUGCAGACUCGACCCCUUAGCCUUCGACCUCGAUCAGAUCACGAUGCUCUGCCGACAACAUGGUCUUUAUGAUGCUUUGAUCUACGUCUGGACGCAAGGCAUAGGAGACUUCGUGACACCAUUGAUUGACCUCCUGACUCUAGUCAAGAUGCUACGACAAGGUGAUGACGACGAAGAUCUAUCAGAUGAUCCCUUCUAUGAGUCUGCGAGCAAGGUUUUCCCGUACCUGGCGUAUGCUUUGACUGGUCGACGAUACCCUGGUGGUGAUCUAAUUGAUGAUUCGGAGGCGGAGAGGGUGAAGGCGGAUUUGUACGAGUACGUCUUUGCUGGUACGCCUAUGCCUUGGCCACCCGGCUCGCGAAGCACAUUCCGUGUUGCAGAUACUGCUGAGGACGAGCCUGCAUUCCCAUAUCUCGUGCUACUAUUGAAGUUCGAUACCGCGAACUUCAUCAGCAUGCUGAACGAAGCCUUCGAAGACUCUUUCCUCAACGUCCUCGACGAAGAUUCCACCACCAACGGCUUUAUACUGAACGGCUCCAGUAAGCGAGCCGGCUACACAAUGACUCGACAACACAUCAUUAGCAUUAUGCUAGACGUCAUGCGCCAACAAGAUUUCUCUCCCGAGCAGGUAAUCUAUCUCGACAUGUUCAUUGCUCGAAGCCUGCCAAAAUAUCCCGGCCAGCUUGUUCUGUCCGGCUCACUCCUCACGCAAGUGCUGCAGAGGUUAUGUGACCCGCCGACGGAUGAGCUACGGGAGGACUGUCAGCUGAGUAUCGAGUACCUGCUCUCGGCCUAUAAGCCGCCUGAUGUCUCAAGACUUGUGCGUUUGUUGCGGGCUGCGAGGUUCUUUCGGGUGCUCAAGACGGUUUACCGUACGGAACGGAUGUUCACGGAUCUGCUUGGGGUGUACUUUGUGGAUCCGGAAGAUAGACAGGGUGUCUUUCGUUGCAUAGCGGAUUGUCUGCUCCCGAGUACUGCUGCUAGCCAGAAGCAGAUUUCUGCGGUCAAACGCAUCGUACUGGAUCAUGCUGUGGAUCUAGCCGAUAUCGAUGUCGUGCAGGCUGCACGUACACUCUGCACAUCCGCUCCAGAUCUUCUUGAGCCUACUGUUAAUGCCUUGCAAGACUCAUACCAGCAGUUCUUAUUCCUCAGGACCAUACUUGAGCCUGCUCUGCUGCAGCAGUCUCGCGCGAGCAUUGCCACGCUGCCAACACCUGAAGCGCAGAAAUCGACUUUCAUCGAACAAUACAUACAGCUUAUGUGCUUGCAUAACCCGACGCGAGUAGCUGGCUAUAUCGACACGCUACCGACAAGCAAUCUACACCUCGAUCACAUCCUGCCUGCGAUGGAAGAAGCAGGCGUAAUAGAUGCUGCUGUGUCACUUUUGAGUAAAGAUGGCAGAGCAAGGGACGCCAUGGAUCGCCUAGUAUCGCAUUUACAAAGUCUCGAGCAGGCACUGACAAGCCUGCUUACGACUGCAGCUGAAGCACCCGAUGAGAGUGCCACGUACGAAGCUGCUGACGAUCUGACUCAAGCUGUUGAGAAGUACACCAAAGUCGGCAUCUGGUUAUGUCAAGGGCAGACCGCAACGACACAACGCCGACCACGACCUCGAACGAACCUUGCUUGGGAUGUAUCGGAGGACGACCUUGAUCUGGACGAGUAUCUGUGGCUGAAUCUAGUCGAUGCAGUCGUGCAGGUCACGAAGAAUGCUGGUGCAGCGGCAAAUCAGUACGAGGACCAGAGGACAUCCUCGGGACAUGAUGUCCUCGAUGUCAAUCAGAUCGUGGCAUCCCUACGCAACAACGUUCAACAGACCUUCACGGCGCUCUUAUCGGCGACCGCCACAUCGAGCGCAAAGCGUGCACCAGACAGCAACACGAACUCGCGACAAGACAACCUCAGUUUCCUCCGCGUCCUCCGUGCCUUCCUCACGCGCGCCGCAACCACCGCUCCCUCCCUCGCCGACCUCCGCGCAGUCCUUUCCGAUAUCUUCUCCGCUUACGCCUUCGAACAAGGAGUCUUGAGCCUGGCCAACGAACUCCUAGGCUCAGACGUCUUCGCCGAGAUCAAGGAAGUCCACGAUCUACGCCAAAGAGGCUGGAGGCCCCGAUCGCAAGUCUGUGAGCAGUGUAAGCGGAGGGCGUGGGGUCAAGGCGUCGGUGAAGCGGUCUGGGAUGCUUGGAUUGUGAAGGAGGGGAGUCGAGAAGCUGAGAAGGCGCGGAAACUUGUUGAGCGGGGGGGUGGGGAGGAAGCUCGACGGCUGGAGAGGGGUAAGGCGAAGGCGAAGGCUGCCGUUACUACUGCUGAACGAGGUGGUGUGGAAGAUGAGGAGAGUAGGAAGUUGACGCUGGUAGUGUUUGCUUGCCGGCAUGUUUACCAUCGGGUCUGCAUCGAUCCUGGGUUUAGAGAUGGCGGGGCUGGUAUGAGGGGCUUGUUGAAGUGUCCACUAUGUAAUCAUCAUGAAUGA